AUAAAAGUUACAGGGGCUGUUAAAAAUGGACAAAAAGGGGUUUUGUCUUAAAAAUAUCAUUUGAUGCUUGAAUAAGCACCUAGGAGUAUAGUCCUGAUUACAACUGAGUCAUAAAUAAUUGCUCGGCUCACCAAAAUGAGCCGACUCCAUAAAGUUGUAAAAAGAAUUAUUUUUUUUUUUGCCUGUCUGUCAUUUGACUACCACAAAAAACAUUUCGGAUUAAAAUUGGUGUUUGUAUUUUAGUGUAAUUGACAAUGUAUUGUAAAAUUAUUAACACAAAGUCGAAGCUUAAUUUUCAACUAAAGAAAACGACUCAACAAUCGAUUCACUCCACUCUAUAUGUAACAUGCGAGUCGGCUCAACAAAAAAGAUCCAUUUCAGGGAGCCGACUCAAUGGCUAAUGAUAGGUGUCUGAUAGCUAGCUGGCUAACUCUUAGCGCACAGUGGGACAAACGUUGUGUGGUUAUUGGGCGUUUUGGCGGUGUCAUGACAUGAGACACAAAAUAGAAAAAGGAUUUUAAGUAAAUUAUUUUGUCGAUAUGUUUUAUUAAGCUUCAACAACUGCACUAGUCGUAAGGCUACCUUAUGUCGGCUAGCUAGCGAGCUAAUCCGAGCUACACCCUGCGCUUAUUGUGUGCACUGGACAGAUCAUGGACUUCCCGGGACACUUUGAGCAGAUCUUCCAGCAGCUGAACUAUCAGCGUGUCCACGGGCAGCUGUGCGACUGCGUGAUUGUGGUAGGCAGCCGGCAUUUUAAAGCUCACCGUGCCGUCCUGGCUGCGUGCAGCACACACUUUCGCGCACUCUUCAGCGUCUCCGAGGGUGACGGUAGCGUGAGCGUGAUCCGUCUGGACUCCGAAGUGGUGACGGCCGAGGCGUUUUCGGUGCUCAUGGACAUGAUGUACACGUCCACGCUGACCCUGGGAGAGAGCAACGUGAUGGACGUGCUGCUGGCUGCCUCUCAUUUGCAUUUCAAUACCGUAGUGAAGGCAUGCAAGCAUUAUCUAAACACUCGGACUCUGCCCAAGUCGCCUCUGGGUGAGCACGGGGCUCAGCGUGUCGAGCAGCAGCAGCUGAACACUGGUUCUAACUCACGCCUCCAGCGCUCGUUCCUCUUGCAGCAGCUCGGGUUAAGCGUAGUCAGCUCGGCCCUUAACGAAGAGGCGGAGGUGGAAGCGAGUGCAGCAUGCCGAGGGAAGGGCUCGGUCACGGGAGGUGGAUUGUUGGACCAGAGGGACUCUUUCUACCCGCAGCGCCGCUUGCAGAAGCGCAAGCAGACGUUUUUUCUGAUCCGCCCUGAGACUGAGAGUUCACGACAGAGGCCACGCCUCCCGACACAAGCCCAGGGUAUGGUUGAAGAUUGUGGGGAGGAAGGAGCUAGAGGGGAGGAGCUUCUCUCCCCAGAUUCGCACAGCAAAACCUUGGAUGAGGAUUCCAAACGGGAGGUAGUGGUAAUUGCAUCUGACGAGAGGGACGAGUACAGACGGGCGGUGGCACAAGACGAUGCACAGCUCCCUAGCCAAUCGGAUGGCGGCAGAGGGAGCAGGGUGGAGCCUCACCUGCUGGUGCACAAGGAGGAAUAUCCAGAUGGCGACGGCGUACAAGUGAAAGGCGGAGGUGAGGAAGAAGCGCCACGCAUGCAGGUGGCGGUGAAGAGGGAGCCCAUCAGCUCACCUGAACCGGCAGACGAGACCAGCGAUGUCAUGUCUCAGGCUGAGGGCAGUGACCAGGUGGAGGCCGUACGAGAGAAGCUGGAACUGAGCCCCGAAGGCAGCGAGCACAGCUUCAGUGACCCUCAGCCCAGCUCCGACAUCCUGAUCUCAGAAAUCAAAGGGCCGGUCAUGGAAGGAGAACGAGCGGGUGAUAGCGGAGGAGGUGUAGACCGCAGAGAAAGAGGAUCAGGUCUCCUGAGCGCCAUGAACUUCGACCGUCUCUCCAGCUCAAACCCGGCGACAGGGGAGUGCGCACUGGACCACGAGCCGUCCCGUUUCCUGUUCGGCUCAGACUCCUCUUCUUCUAUGCACCUCCCUGCGUCUCAGAACCUCCUCGCAGGGGAGGCGCAGGAGUUUUCCAACAUGCGAGCCGACACACUGCUGCUUCAGCCGAUGCUGGACGGGAUCGCGUCGUCCUCCUCCGAGCAGCUGGCGUUAGAGUUUCAGAGGAAUAUCUUUCGUGCCAGCACGUACAGGUUUCCUCCUUACCGACGGAUCGCACCUAAGUGCAUCCCAGGAGCCGCUUCGAUGCAGGACGCCGCUUCCUCUUCCUCCUCAUCGCUGAUCGGCAGCGACGCUAGUUUUGACGCUUCUACGCAACGAGGAAGCAACUUGAAUCCGCUGCCCCAGCUGACCCGCGCGUCGGCAGACGUGCUCUCCAAAUGCAAGAAAGCGCUCUCGGAGCACAACGUCCUGGUGGUGGAGGGAGCACGCAAAUACGCCUGUAAGAUCUGCUGUAAGACUUUUCUGACCUUAACGGACUGCAAGAAACACAUCAGAGUCCACACAGGCGAGAAGCCUUACGCUUGCCUGAAGUGCGGCAAGCGAUUCAGCCAAUCCAGUCACCUGUACAAACACUCGAAAACCACCUGCCUCCGGUGGCAGACCAGCUCCAUGACAGCUGGACUGCUUUAGAUCCACACUGGACAUUCAGCGCAAAAUAAAUAAUAUAUUACUGCUAUCAUACAUGUGAUUCGUACCGGAGGCGGCUUUAAAGCCUAAUUUCUUACAUCGAUGUUGAAUUUACGAAGGAGUGGCAACGCGUGCGCUCUACUGUGAGCUUUUCUGAUCUUCAUUUCACGAUGAAAUUCACGUUUAUUUGAAACACGGUACAUUCGAAGUGAAAGAUAAAAAAAAAAAAAAAAACAACUCCACACAGGAAGAACAGUGAGGGUCAGAACAUUUUCCCACCGCAGUGGAUUGGUGGAAGCCGAAAACAUGCGGUGGAUGAACAAUUAUACUGUGUGGAGCGUAAACAUCCAUGUGUUUUACCUCCAGCUUUUAUAUCACAUGAUUAUAAAGUUUUAUUUAUUGAACAUUAGGAUGUACUUUACAGGUAACGAUGCAGAAUGACUACGAAGCACAUCCGGUUUCUGUUCUUGCGUUUAGCAGCUGCACACCGUCGUCCCCUCAGCAGUUUCUAGUGAAUAGGAGCGAGUCUUCAUUCAGAAGUGUGGACUCUACAGAACCACGCUGGAACUGAGGAACCUCACCACACUACCAUUCAAAUGUUCAGCAACGUAAAAGUUAAUGACCUCCUUUUUCUCCCUCAUGUCCUCCUUCUUUCUUUCCUUCCUCCCCCCUUUUCCUUUUCUUUGUUGUUUUCCCUCUUCUUUCUCUUUGAUUUCUUUCAUCACUCUUCCUUCCUUCACUUUUUCCUCUCUCCUUUAUUUCUUCUGCAAUUUCUGCUCUUUCCUUUCGACCUUCCAUUUUUCCUCCCUCCUUUCCCUUUUCUCUCAUUUCCAUUCUUUACUUCCCUCAUCCUUUCCUUCCUUUAUCACAUCCUCCCUCCUUCUUUUCUCUCACACUCUCUCCAUUUCAUCCUCCCUUCUUUCUUCCAUCUCCUUUCCACUCUCUUUCUUUGUUUCUCUUUUUUUUUCUUUUUUUCCUCACAUCCUUUUCUCCAUCACUCUGGGGAAGUGGUAACUUGGAGGUUAAGGCUCUGGGUUACUGAACAGAAGGUCAGGGGUUCAAGCCCCAGUAUUUAAAUGCUGCCAUAUGUGUGGCCCUUGAGCAAGGCCCUUAACUCUAUGUGCACCAGGGGCACGGUAUCAGGGCAAAGAAUUUCACUGUGCUGCAAAGUACAUGUGACAUAUAUAAAGCAUCUUUCUUUCUCCCCUUUUCUAUCCCUCCCUCUCUCUUUUCCACUUCUUCCACUUUGUAAAACAUGUGGAGGGAAACAUUAUAAGUGUUAAAAACCCUGGACCUCAAAAAAAAGGCUCAAAAGUAAAUGCACCUUUAGCUUCUUCAAACCCAAGUAGUCCUGUUCUUCUCUCCUCAACUCAGUCAGACUGAGGCUUGUUGUUUGUUCUCUUUUAGUCGUGAACCGUGUUGUGGUCACGUGACUUCUGAACGCCAUUGUCCGGUCGUUCAGAGAGCCGUGCGCCGUACUGUAAUCGAUUGUGUAGCCGAUAGUGAAGCGUCACUUCGUUUUCUUCAUGUCCUUCACAGAACAUCUGCCACAGUGUAUAUUUUCCAUCUUUGCACCUUCAGACGUUGUGGCUUUAAUGACAUUUUUGCGAAGGAUCGAAAGAUGUGUGAAACGUUUGUGUUCUCGUGUAAAAGAAAGUGCAGUUUGUUUCACGUGACUCAUGUGUGUAAUGGAUCUGUGUUCGUGUCUUAUAUGAUGUGAAGGAUUGAGCAGUGUGCAAGUCGAUGGAGGUUCCACCUCCUCAGGCUUCAGCUGCGACGUGACUGACAAGAAACGGCGUAAAAAAUGCUCUGUUUAGUUUUUGUGCACUUACUGUUACGUCCAUCACAUGCAGGUUUAAUUCAAGGAACCGAUGUAAGAUGUAGAAUUAAAACACCUCCCACACACAUCCAGUUCAUCCAGCCUUUUCUCUGUAUCUUUCUUCUCACAUUCCUUUCCUUCUCUCCACAUUGGAUUUUUUUUUCUGUCUAAGUUUUUUUAUGUUCUUUUGUUUCUGUAAUGUUCUUUAUAUUUCUCACUUUUAAUUUUAUUUUGGUUUUAUUUCCAUUGCUCAGCUUAUCUAUUAUCUAUCCUUUUUAUUCUCUCACAUUUUUAUAUACUGAUUUUAAUUAACUUGUUUAUUCAUUUUUUUUGUUUUCUUUUGUUUUCUUUCUUUCUCGUUUCAUUUUAUUUAUUUGUUUGUUUGUCUUCCGUUCCCAGUUUAUUUUUCUUAUGUAGGACGAAUGAGACACCUAGUCUCUUACGCUUUUCGAGAGAAACACUUUCAGCAUCAGGAAGCCAUUAGUGUCUCCAAACAUUUCGCUGAAAUACUUUUGCAAUUCCUCCUGUAAAGCUUCACUAGUUGGAGAUUUCUUUCUGACUUUGUGAUCCAGUUCAUCCCAGAGCAGUUCAAUAGGAUUUAGGUGCUGUGACUGGGCAGACCAUGAUUGAUAUCACUCCAGACGACUGUUUGUUCUAAAACUCUUACAGAGCUCAGACGUACACUUCGGCUCAGCUUCUUGUUGUACGGUGAUGUCGGUUCCUAUGAGUCACAGUCCAGAUGGAAUUGCAUGGUGUUGAAGAAUGGAAUGGUUGCCAUGUUGGCUCAGAAUUCCUUUCACCUGAAAUAAGUCUCCAAACUUCCCUUCUCCAAAACACCCUAAACUAUUAAACAGCCCACUGACA
Silurus meridionalis is the source of this 5307-nucleotide messenger RNA. Its product is annotated as zinc finger and BTB domain-containing protein 5. Gene Ontology annotation, molecular function: protein binding; DNA-binding transcription factor activity, RNA polymerase II-specific; RNA polymerase II cis-regulatory region sequence-specific DNA binding. Gene Ontology annotation, biological process: regulation of transcription by RNA polymerase II. Lineage: Eukaryota; Metazoa; Chordata; Actinopteri; Siluriformes; Siluridae. Gene Ontology annotation, cellular component: nucleus. The transcript is spliced from 3 exons. The coding region runs from base 651 to 2627 and encodes 658 amino acids. The record is from RefSeq and is a predicted model, not a curated record.